Hyphopichia burtonii NRRL Y-1933 is the source of this 5481-nucleotide messenger RNA. RefSeq lists its product as uncharacterized. Gene Ontology annotation, biological process: nuclear pore organization. The transcript is spliced from 2 exons. Gene Ontology annotation, molecular function: structural constituent of nuclear pore. Gene Ontology annotation, cellular component: nuclear pore inner ring; nuclear pore. Bases 1 to 5481 code for a protein of 1826 amino acids. NCBI's taxonomy places the organism in Eukaryota, Fungi, Ascomycota, Pichiomycetes, Serinales, Debaryomycetaceae. The record is from RefSeq and is a predicted model, not a curated record.
AUGACGACUUCCAAUUCGUAUAAGUGGUCGCCCGAAGUGUUCCUCGAAUGCUAUAAUGCCAUCAAAUUCGAGGACCAUGUUCCUAUACAGCUAAUUGGUUCAUUACAACAUGAUUUAAAACAAAUAUUGAUAAUACCUAGUAAAAGUGAAACAUCCAGGAAUAAAUUAGCUUUGGGCCAAGGUGAAUCAGACAAGAUGGUGAAACUUCAAGAAGGAGAGCUCAAAUUGAAUAAACCAUUUAUUGAAAACUCUAUAUUAUUUUCAAAUCAAUUAAACUUAGAUGAAUUACAUUCUUGUGAAUUAUUAUCGAAUGCUUCUGAAAUUAGCUUUAAUAAAGGUACUGACUUUUUAGAUAGUGGGAGGUUGGCAUUCUGUCAAAGAUAUGAUUAUAUCUUAAACAUCUUGGGAUAUUUGAUUACCUCUAGCCAAUUAAACUUAUUAACGCAAGACCCAAAUAUUAUUUUCAAAAAUGUAUUAUCAAGUUUUGAAAAAAUUUAUGAAAUACUAGAAUUGAUUAAUAACUCUAUAGUUAAACAAAAAGUGACUAGUAAUAUCAAUGAUUUAACAUUCAUCAAUUCCAUAAAUUAUUUGAAAAAUCAAUUAUGGAAUAACCAUGAGUUAUUAGGCUCAAUAUUAUUCGGUCUAUUUGAUAAUUAUUUUGAUAAAUUGAAUUCUGUCGAUUGUUUUAAUAAACUCACAAGCCAUAUAAGUAAAAAUUUAUCCGAUGAUGACUUAUUGAAUGCUCAUUACUUACCUUCCCUUUUCAAAAUAAUUCAUAACAUUACUCAUUUAUCCGAUAAUGAAGUUGACGGUUUUUAUAAGAAUAUCAUUAACAAAUUAUCAACCGAUUACUCAAAAGUUAAAAUGGAUGAUGAAAUAGAUUUAUCAAAGUCUUCCUUGAAAAGUUUCGAAAUUGUUCUCUAUUUAACUUUUUUCAUAAAAUUCAUUUCUUGGUGUAAAGAACUGGAUCAAAGACUAACUAAAUAUGAUUUUAAAGAUGAUAUCCUAAAAUACGUCGAUUGGACUGUUAACUACGGUGUGAUGGAAAAAAUUUUAUGUAUCACCGCCGAUACAGCUUCUAAAUCAACUUCUAACUUAUUGGAAUUGCGCAAUUUAUACGAUUUUAGAUCUCUUUUACAAAAAACUUUUCCAAGGUUAUCUCCAUUAAAAUUUAUUUAUCCAGAUACUCAAGAAUUGAUUAAUGCAUCCAAGUUGAAACCAGGUUUGGAAAAUAUUCCCCUUCUUGUUUCAACUUCAAAAUUUAAAAUCUCCCCAAGCUUUAGUGAUUCCUUAAUUGCCCCAUUUUUCCAUGAUUUUUUCGCUAGCUUCAUUAAUAAUGCUGCAGUAGUUCUAACUUCUUUGAGAAAUAGUGAAGAAGAUUUCUUAUUAUCCUCAAUAAACCGCAAACAAUUAGAAGCCGAAGAAAACAAUAAAGCAGAUGACCCCUUCAAUGAAGAUAGUAUUGAUGACUACGACAACUUUACCAACAAUCUUGAAAAGUUGUCCUCCAAAUCAAAUUCUAAAAGCUCAAAUGAUUCUCUUGAUUUGGAUGAAAUAUCAAUCAGAUCUGAUCUAGAAAGGUUUUAUUUGGCUUUUGUCUAUACUUAUAGUAAUAGACCUGAAUUAUGCUCGACUUUUUGGGAAGAUGAAGAUAUUAGUAAUGAAAUCAUUGGUUUUAUCACCUGGGGUUUAGGUAAUAAUACGUCUCCUUUAAUCACUGCAACAUUUUGUUUAUUAAUUGCUUCAUUAACUAGUGGUGGUUCAGAUAUAAGUGCAAAAAUUUGGGAAAUUUUGGUUCAUAACUGUUCAAAUUCAUCAAAGAAAAAAAAUGAUUACUCAAAAAUUUCAAUUGAUUCAAUCAUUGAUUCAUUAAAUUAUUAUGUCAACUCAUUAAUUGAAAAUUUUGAAAUUGAUUUGAUUAAUCAAUUAAAACAAAAUCAAAAGAGGCAAGACUUUUUAUUCUCCUCUAGCUUAAAUGGUGAUACAAAACAAUCAAACCAAGAAAGAAUAAUAAUCGAGCUAGCUGAAGAUUCCAUUGUUUUCAUAUCAGGUUUCAUUCAGCUCAUUUCAUCAAUUGUCAAAAACUUAUCCAAUGAAGAUCCUAGAUCCAAAGAAAUCAAAAAUAUUGCAUUCGCCAGGUUCUCUCCUCUCAUAAAUAGCUUCUUGAAAUUUGAUAAUUUAAUUACCUCAAGUAAAAAUGUUCAAAUCAGUCAGUCCUCAAAUUCAUUGAAAAUAGAAUCUCCUAACAUUAUUAUAGAUGAAACGAAUAGAGCUGUUCUAAUCAAUUUAUUAUUAACCUUUUUAAGUGAUUUCGUUGAAAAUGACGAUAAUUUAAAUCUUCGUUUCAAAAUUUGGGAAACCAUUGAUCGUUGGUUCUGUCAAAGAAAACUUGAUUUUAUGUCGGAGGAUAAAUCAUCAUCAUCCUCUUACUUCAAAUUGAAGUAUCAAAAUCGUAAAAUUAAAAUCAAUCAAGGUCUUCAAAUAAAUUUAAGCCAACUUUCUAACGUUGGUAAUUUUGUCAAUUUAUUACAUAAUUUAUUAGCUCCAUUGAAAAAUGAGCACAUUGCUUUCAAAACAUAUCAAUUACUUUACCCAGCUGAUUUAGGUUACGGCUAUAGAAUCAAUAACCAAAUAGGUAUUUGGCCAUAUAUUGAAUAUUUAUUACUUGAAUUAUUCGCAAAAUCCACUGACUUGAGAGAUGAUUUUGAAAGUAAAUAUUAUUUACAAUCAACAAUAUUAAGAAUCAUCAAAAAUUCUUGUGAAGAAAUAGAUUGGAAAUUUUUAAAUGACGUUGCUCCGAAAGUUUUACCAAACUUGAGUUUGAAUAAUUUAUUUGACAUCGAUUAUCAGUUAUUCAUCAAAUUACAUCACUCAAUUGCAAUUCUAAAUUAUUUAUUUGAUGAAAAAGCUUACAAUGCUUUAUUUGGAAUUUUAAGUAUUGGAAGUGAAUGCAUAAAUGAAUCAGAGGAUUUAGCAAACUUAGUUCAAGACGGUCUUGUAAUUGUUGAUAAAAUACUUACUGUGCAAGACACUUUUAUCAAUAGAUUAUUACCAUUAUUGAAAACCCAAAGCACACCAAGCUUUGGUACGGCAACCAAUAUGAGCUUAGUACUCAGCAGCAGCAAGAAUAUUUAUGACAAUAUUUAUUUCCAUAGAACAUUAGGUACAAAUGGAGUUGUUGACUUUUACGAAAUUUUGUUAUUUAACUUAUCUAGCAUAGCUCAUUUUGCUAAUUAUGUUGGGAACUAUAAUGAAUCGAUUGCUCAUUUAUCAGUCAAGUUAUUGAGAAAUAUUAGCAAAUCCACCUUUUUCAAUGCAAAAAUCAAUAAUGUUGCUGAUCCUUUAUUGUCAAAGAAUAGAUUAGUAACAAUUUUUGAAACCAUUGAUGAGUCUGUCAAAAUCAAGUAUUCUUUUAUUGAACAAAUGAGUUUCCAAGGUAAUUUGAAAAUUAAGUAUGACAUUUUGAAAUUAUUGAACGAAAACUUGUUAGAUCAUAAUAAUGAUGCCAGUAUUUCGCACUUCUUAUUGGGAUACACCAUUAAAGGCAAUCAAUUAUUAUUAGAAUAUGAUGACGAAAAUUCGCUUUUGAAAUGUAUUUUGAAUUUAUUGAUAUAUAGUUUGGACUCGAUUAGUGAAAUUGAUUAUAACAAUGGUUACAAACAUAUCAUUGAUGAAGGACCAGCCAAACUUAUCUCCUUAAUCUUGGAAGUUUUGAUCAACUUAUGCCGUAACCUGAACCUGUCAUAUACUACUUUGGAAUAUUUGAGGAAUGGUAAUUUUGAUUUGUUCAAUAGGUUGAUCUUAAGUCAACCAAAAAUCGAUAGUCAAACCAUUUGGAGCCAGAGCUCCUUUAAUGGUGACUUAAAUGAUGAAAACAAUGAAUUUUUAAAAGACGGUUUAAAUCAAGAAUCUUUUUUCCUGUUUAUGAAUCACAGAAUUUUGAUUUUACAAUACUUAUCAUUAGAAUUACAUAAUGUUAAAUCAUUAACUCAGAAAAAUGAUUAUAUCAAAUUGCUUCUCAAUGGCGAUGAAUUUUUGAAUGGAUCUCCUAAAAUUGUCAAUUUCUUAGAUAUCUUGAAUUAUCAAUUUUAUAAUUUUGAUAAUUUCAGAUUAACUGAAAUUGCUAAAAAAUAUGAUUUAGAAUUAGUUCUUAAAGAGUUCGAGAAUGACGAUAGAGAUGAGAGAAUCUUGAGUAAAAUUUAUAGAACAUUGUGCUGUCAAGCAAACAAGAGUGUGAAUAAGCUUGACUUUAUUGAAAGUAUAACUCAAGAAUCGUCAAUCAUUGAGAACGGUUUGAACAAAUUUAUUCAUGUUAGCAAGUUAUCAUCAAUUCAGUUGAGAUGUUUACAUUCAUGGGUUCAGGUAAUUCAAGUACUAGUGAACGGAGAUUUGAUCAAUAAUAAGUGUGACUUUAUUUUAGAAAUAUUGCAACAUAUAUUGCCUAAGAUCAAUAACUAUUUUGGUAAUGAAUCACAGAUAGAAUUUGCAGAAGAGUUAAUUUCAUUAUGUGUUUUAUUAUUUGAUGUUUACGAAGGUGAGAACUUCAACGAAAAACAUGGGUUAUAUUUAACAAAAUUAAUACCAUUAUUUCAAACUUGUAUCAAUGGUAUUCUUUCACUGAAUGCUAGUUCAACAUUGAGGCUGGAUUUAUAUGUUUUACUGAAUAAGUUCUUACAAAAGAGUUUUGGUAACGAAGGAUUAAUUAAUAAAGUUAAUCAAAUCUUGAAACUGAUUGACUUCAAAUUAAUUGACACGGUUUGUAAUGAUCUGAUCAAUUCUGAAGGUAGUCCAAGAAUAACCUCAAUUAUUCUCUUAGAAUCCAUGGUUCAUUUAUCUUCAAACUAUAUACUAGAUAAGAUCAUCAAAAAUAAUGCUUUACUGUUGUUAGUAAGAUCAGUUAAAAGAACUGAUGAAAUGUUAAAAGUUUGUCAAGAAAAUGAAUCAGGAAUCAGCUCCACCACUUUAUUAUAUGAAUUGACUGCUUUCAAGGCCACUCUUUAUUUAUUGAUAAGAAUUGCCCAAACUAGACAAGGUGCUUCACAAUUAAUUCAAAAUGAAAUAUUCCCUACAUUAAGAAAUCUAAAAUUUGUUGGUAUUGAUCCAGACUUAGGAUUACUGAUUAGAUUAAAUAAUGAUCCUGAAAAUACUGUUGUCACCUUAACUUUGGAUAUUCCAAUAAAUUUAGCAGACGAGACUGAUUCGCAAAACCAAGAUAUUUCAUACUACGAAUUUUUAGUACCUGUAUUCCAGUUAGUUGCUGCAGUCGUAUUAUCGAUGGGACCUCAAUAUAAACCAUCAAUGGUCCAAGUUAAAGAAAUGAUGAAACAAUUUGACCGAUUGAUAGUCGGGGUUAUCAAAAGAGAUGUUUUAAUUGAGAAGAAGGAAUUGAGUGGUGAAUACUACCAAAACAAUCUGAUUUCACUGGACGGUCUUAAAGAGUUAAUCAAAUUAUUCACAUUAUUAGACUCAUUAAUCCAAUAA